Messenger RNA from Molossus molossus (Pallas's mastiff bat), 939 nucleotides. Its product is annotated as olfactory receptor 5AS1-like. Lineage: Eukaryota; Metazoa; Chordata; Mammalia; Chiroptera; Molossidae. The transcript has a single exon. The record is from RefSeq and is a predicted model, not a curated record. Gene Ontology annotation, molecular function: olfactory receptor activity; G protein-coupled receptor activity; odorant binding. Gene Ontology annotation, biological process: sensory perception of smell; G protein-coupled receptor signaling pathway. The coding region runs from base 1 to 939 and encodes 312 amino acids. Gene Ontology annotation, cellular component: membrane.
AUGCUGGAAAGUAAUUGUACCAUGCCAACCGAGUUCCUACUUGUUGGAUUCACAGAUUAUCUCCCUCUCAAGGUCACACUAUUCUUGGUAUUUCUCAUAGUAUACACAUUAACUGUGGUUGGAAAUCUGGGCUUAAUGCUUCUAGUUAACAUCAAUUCAAGCCUGCAAACCCCCAUGUAUUAUUUUCUCAGCAACUUGUCUUUCUUAGACAUCAGCUAUUCUACAGCAAUCACUCCUAAAAUGCUGAUGAAUUUUUUAACCUCCAGGAAAAGCAUCUCUCCCUCUGGCUGUGCACUACAAAUGUUCUUCUUCAGUUGUUUUGCAGAUGCCGAGUGCCUUAUCCUGGCAGCAAUGGCCUAUGACCGCUAUGCUGCCGUCUGCAACCCACUGCGAUAUCCUACACUCAUGUCUAGGAGAGUCUGUACCUCCCUCGUUGUGCUGGCAUACGUCAGUGGGAGUAUGACUUCGAUGGUGCACGUUUCCCUCACAUUCACGCUGCCUUUUGGUGGCUCCAAUAUUGUCAACCACUUCUUCUGCGAUAUCCCACCUCUCCUGGCAUUAGUGUGUGCAGACACCCAUGUUAACGAGCUUCUGCUCUUUGUCCUGUGUGGCUUCAUCCAGACCAGCACUUUUGUGGUCAUCUUGAUCUCUUACUUUUGUAUCCUCAACACCAUUUUGAGCAUCAAGUCCUCAGGUGGCCGAAGUAAAACAUUCUCCACCUGUGCUUCCCACCUCCUCGCAGUCACCUUCUUCUACGGAGCACUCUUGUUUAUGUACCUGCGUCCUUCCACCAGCUAUUCCCUAAACACGGAUAAGGUAGUUGCAUUGUUUUAUACUGUCAUUUUCCCCAUGUUUAACCCGAUCAUCUACAGCUUCAGAAAUACAGAUGUAAAGAAAGCCCUCCAAAAGCUAUUAGAAAGAAACUGGAUCUUCAAAUGA